AUGAGUCCGUCGCCAGAGCUGUACCCGAACCUACAUCACAUCCCCGACCUCGAUCAGGCAACGGAGGAUGACUUGCGGCAAAUCAUCAGAACUUACCCGAUCAUCGACAAUCAUGCCCACAAUAUCCUCACCGAGGACAAUGCCUAUGGGAGUGCCGAUCACCCGUUCGAGACUGUCACGUCUGAAGCACAAGGCCAUGCCUUGACAGAUCAUGUGCACACCAGCCUGGCGCAUACACGGGCAAUGAAGCAGUUGGGUGAACUCUACCAAUGUCCGGGGACACUGCAAGAUGUCAACGCAUGCCGAUAUGAAUGGAUACGACGAGACUACGACUCUCUGGUCAAGCGUUGUCUCGAGGGCACACACUCCCUACUGAUCGAUGAUGGCCUGCCAGCUCAAUUGGUCCAUCCCUACAAGUGGCACGGCGCAUAUGUGCCAUCGGUGUACCGAAUCGUCCGAAUUGAGGCUGUAGCUGCCGAACUUCUCGAGCAGCUCGCCAUAGCUUCCGGCUUCCUUAAGGUGGGACUCGAUGCAGAUUGGAACAUUUCGCAGACAGAGUCCUUCAUCGUCCGCUUUAAUACAGUCUUCAGAAACCAAAUCCGGACACUCGCAAACGAUCCAGAUGUUAGGGGCUUCAAAUCAGUGGUCUGCUAUAGAAGUGGCCUCGACGUUCAGCUGGACUCGAGAACGAACCUCCGUCCGCACCAGUCCCUCACCGGCUCAAAUCUACUAACAGCGUUCCAUGAUUUCAUUCAAAAUGCAGUGCGCAACCACAACUACCGCAUUCAACGAAAGGAGGUCAACGAUUUCCUCGUUGUGUCGGUCUGCGACGUUUUGGACAAGCUAGUAGACACCGAUGGCGAGUCACUACCGUUCCAGUUCCAUACGGGCUUGGGAGAUAAUGACAUUGACCUUAUCAAAGCAAAUCCAGCAUAUAUGCAGCCACUAAUCGAGGCGUUUCCUCAUGUCGAUUUUGUCAUCCUGCAUUCCUCGUAUCCUUACACACGCGAGGCUGGCUAUCUGGCAUCAUGUUACAGCAAUGCGUGGCUGGACAUUGGCGAGGUCUUCCCAAUGCUCUCGCGCGAUGGCCAGGAGUCGAUGUUGCGGCAGGCGCUGGAAUUGACUCCUGCCUCAAAGCUAUUGUGGAGCACUGACGGACACUUCUACCCAGAGACGUAUUGGCUGGCAAACAAACAAUUCCGGUUAGUGCUCGAGAAAGUUCUUCUGGACUAUGUCGCUCAGGAGGACCUGACGAUUCCCCAAGCUGUGCAUGCUGCAGUUGAUAUCAUGUUUUGGAACUCCAGCGGACUCUACCGACUGGACGAAGAGCGAAAAUAUCCCGAGCUGAUGCGUGCUUUGGGUCAGCACAGCGCUGGUAGCAUGAAGACAAUUGUGAAUGGUAGUUCGAAACCCGGUUCUUACAUCUCUGCUGCCAGUACCGCUGUCGACGGUCCCAGCAGCUCGACUGGAAGGCCAGGAGUGCAGAACCUGUCAACAACCAGUUCUCACUCCGACGGUUCGAAUGCCGGGCAAUCUUCUGGCAACAGCAGCAUUCUGGUCGAAGACGACUCACUUCCAAGUCGUGACGAUAACAUGGCCAAGCUGAAAGCAUUCCUUGAAGCGAAUCCUGAAGUCAAGUACAUCUGGAUGCAAAUGCUCGACUACACGGGUACCAUGCGGCUACGAAUGACACCUAUCGAUGCCUUCAAGAAACAGCUGAGCACAGGCAAGCUAUCCUACACAACGACUGCAAUUACACGAAUCAUGCAGGACGAUCACCCUGCCACUGGAAUGGUAGCAACUGGGCAGUUCCUUAUGCUACCAGAUUUGUCGGCUUUGACCAUCAAUCGAGGCCUGUCGUCACCGUCCGCUUGCGUCCCUGUCUGGUGGAUGGAGGACACACUUGCAGUCCCCGCCAAGCAUCAUUGGGAUCGCUGUCCGAGAUGGGCUCUACAGAAACAGGCCAACAACCUCAAACGCGUAUUUGGCAUCGAUGUCCUCCUCGGCUUUGAAGUUGAGGUCGUGUUCACGCGUCCGGUGUUGGAUAAGAAUGGUCGCGACAUCAUCGAUUUUGAACCACUGUCCGAGGUGCAUUCUUGGUGCAACAUGACGUUCCAAGAUCUCGACUUGCUGCCAAUGGCGGAAGAAAUUGUGGACGCUCUCGGGGAUAUCGGUUGCCCUGUUGAUCAAUUCCACACAGAGAACGCGACUGGCCAGUGGGAGUUUCCACUCCCGUGCUACACUCCCGUAAGAGCUGUGGACAUGCUCUACAAAGCUAGGGAUGUCAUACGCAAUGUCGCCAAAUCCCAUGGUCUGAAAGCAACAGUGUAUCCUAGACCAUACAGCACAACGGCUGGAUCUGCUCAGCAUGCGCAUUUCAGCAUCAAUGGUCCGAACGUCGUCCAACGCUAUGCAAAUUCGUUCUUGGCAGGAGUGCUCAAGCAUAUGCCAGCGACCACAGCAUUCAGCCUGGCCAUCGAAGAGUCAUACGCGAGAGUAGCUGCUGGCGUGUGGUCUGGUGGUGAGUGGGUGACGUGGGGCCAUCAAAACAAGGAGACUCCCAUUCGCGGCAUUGCACCAGGCCACUGGGAGCUCAAGAGCAUAGAUGGGAUUGGCAAUGCCUAUCUGUCCAUGGCUGCUUUGUUGGCUACAGGCCUCGACGGCGUCGCUAAUCAGUUGCCUCUGGAGCACAAAGACUGUGCAGAAGAUCCAUGUAAGUUGGAUGAAGAAGGAAGAGCACGACUGGGCAUCACGACGCAGUUGCCGCACUCCCUCGAGCAAAGCUUGUCUGCGCUGGACAAGAGCAAGUAUCUUCGCGAGGCACUCGGUGAGGCUCUUGUGGAGGACUAUCUGGCUGUAAAGAGAUCCGAGUUGCAGAAGUUGCAGGCCAUGGACGAGCAGACGAGGCGCGUAUGGUUGAUGAGCCGCUAUUGA
Molecule: messenger RNA, 2934 nt
Organism: Cyphellophora attinorum
Lineage: Eukaryota; Fungi; Ascomycota; Eurotiomycetes; Chaetothyriales; Cyphellophoraceae
Product: Protein fluG
Exons: 1
Coding region: 1-2934 (977 amino acids)
Molecular function (GO): glutamine synthetase activity; hydrolase activity
Source: RefSeq, a predicted model, not a curated record